Molecule: messenger RNA, 2721 nt
Organism: Rotaria sordida
Lineage: Eukaryota; Metazoa; Rotifera; Eurotatoria; Philodinida; Philodinidae
Source: the annotation of a GenBank genome assembly
AUGUCAUCUUUACUUCGUCUUCUUCGCCUACGUUAUUUAGUCAUUAGUACAACAGUUGGUGGUAGUUAUGUAGUUCAUAAAAAAUACAAAGAAUUACAAGAUAAACUACCUGAUAUAUCAUGGAUGAAAGAAUAUAUGCCUGAAGAAAAUGUCGAUGCAUUAACAAAAUAUUUAUUUGAUCUAAGAGAUUCUAUUACAAUUCCUGACACCACUAAUUUACAAAAUCACAUUAGACAAUUACAUGAAAGAUUUACUGAUUAUCUUGUAACAACGACAUGUUCAAAAUUAUUAAUUCUCGGUCCAUCAUUAUCAUUAAAUAAUCAUGAACAAAAAUCAUCAAAUAGUCAUUUUAUAUUGGCAAAAUCAUAUCAAAAUAUGCAGACAACAAAUGAAGAACAAGAAAAAUUACGCAAAGCUGCUCAAUUCCAAGCUCAUGAACGUCAAGAAAAAAUUCAACAAGAAAUGAUGACUAUACAAAUAAAAUAUCAACGUGAAAUAGAUCGAUUAGAAAAAGAAUUACAAUCAUUAAAAAAACAACUCUUAUUAAAACAAGAUCGAACUACAAGUGGAAAAAAACAACGAAAAAUUAAAAAAUCACUUAUUGAUAUGUACAGUGAAGUAUUAGAUGAAUUAAGUGAAUAUGAUACUAAUUAUAAUAUUCAAGAUCAUUUACCUCGAGUUAUUGUUAUUGGUGAUCAAAGUUCCGGUAAAACUAGUGUACUUGAAAUGAUAACACAAGCACGUAUAUUUCCUCGAGGUGCUGGUGAAAUGAUGACACGUAGUCCAGUAAAAGUUACUUUAAGUGAAGGUCCUUAUCAUGUUGCAACUUUUAAAGAUAAUCGUAAAGAAUAUGAUUUAACAAAAGAAACAGAUUUAGCUGCUCUUCGAAAAGAAAUUGAACUUCGAAUGCGUGCAUCAGUUCGAGAAGGUCAAACAAUCAGUAAUGAAGUUAUUUCAUUAUCAGUUAAAGGUCCCGGUCUUCAACGUAUGGUGCUUGUUGAUUUACCUGGAAUUAUUAGUACGGAAACAAUAGGUAUGGCAUCAGAUACAAAAAAUUCUAUUACUCGUUUGGCAAAUAAUUAUAUGUCAAAUCCAAAUGCUAUUAUUCUUUGUAUUCAAGAUGGAAGUGUUGAUGCAGAACGUAGUAAUGUAACAGAACUUGUUUCAAAAAUGGAUCCAUAUGGUAAAAGGACUAUUUUUGUUCUAACCAAAGUCGAUUUAGCUGAAGCUAAUCUUUACGAUACUGAUCGAAUUAAAAAAAUUCUUGAUGGCAAACUAUUUCCAAUGAAAGCUUUAGGUUACUUUGCAGUUGUUACUGGCAAAGGAAAUGCUGAUGAUUCAAUAGAAUCAAUUCAAAAAUAUGAAGAAGAAUUUUUUCGAAAUUCUAAAUUAUUUCGUGAUGGAAUAUUUAAAGCUACACAAACAACAACACGUAAUUUAAGUUUUGCAGUUAGUGAUUGUUUUUGGAAAAUGGUUAAAGAAAGUGUUGAACAACAAGCUGAUACAUUUAAAGCAACAAGAUUUAAUUUAGAAACUGAAUGGAAAAAUAGUUUUCCAAAAAUACGUGAACAAGAUCGAGAUGAAUUAUUUGAAAAAGCUCGUGGUGAAAUACUUGAUCAAGUUAUUAAUCUUAGUCAAAUACCUAGUCGACAAUGGGAAGAAAAUUUAUCAAAACAUCUAUGGUCAACCAUGUCUAGCUUUAUUUUUAAUGAAGUUUUUAUUACUGCUUCUCAAACAGGAUCAGUCGGUGGUUUUAAUACAACUGUUGAUGUUAAAUUACAACAAUGGGCUGAAAAAGAAUUACCACGUCAAUGUGUUCAUAUUGGUCAUCUUGUAUUACUUGAUGAGUUUCAAGGAUUAAUUGAACGUGAACAAAAAAGUCGUUCAUAUGAUCCAAUUACUAAUGAUUUAAAAAUGCAAGUUGUUCAAGCAUGUCGUUCAAGACAUCAAUGGGAUUCUAAAGCACUUGACUCACUUAGAGUUAUUCAAACUCAAGCAUUACAAGAUCGUAAUGUACCAGAUAAACAACAAUGGGAAUCAGCUAUUAAAUUUAUGGAAAAUACUUUACGUAAAGAAUUAGAACAUGAAGAAUCAGAAUUAUUAUCAAAUAUAAAUCAAAGUUCAUGGAAGAAAUUCAUCGGUUUUCAAAGAUCGACUAUUGAAGAAAAAUAUCGACAACAAUGUAUAAAAGAAUUAGAUAAAGUCUUGAUGAGUAGACAACAAUUAAAUCAAACAACAAAAACUAAUCAAGUGCUUCGUUCUACUCUUGAUCAAGAUGAAUUGACUGCUGUUAAAAAAAAUCUUCAAGCACAAAAAAUGGAUGUAUCUAAUGAAUUUAUAAAUGAAACAUGGCAACGUGUAUAUAAAAUUCAUUUUCUUAAACAAAAUCUUACGACAUGUAUUGAUUGUCGUCGAUUUUUUUAUUAUUAUCAAAAAGGAUUUUCUGAUCAAGGUCUUGAUUGUCAUGAAGUUGUUUUCUUUUGGCGUUUAAAACGCAUGAUUGAAAUAACAAGUAAUGCAAUUCGACAACAAAUAUCAAAUAUUGAAACUCGUCGACUUGAACGAGAAGUUAAAGAAAUAUUAGAUGAUUUUAGUGGAGAUGAAACAUUAAAAGCAAAUCUUAAAGGAAAAAGAGUUGAUUUAGCUGAAGAAUUGAAACGUGUUCGACAAGUUCAAGAAAAAUUAGAAGAAUUUAUUGAAGCAUUAAAUGCAGAAAAAUAA